Messenger RNA from Drepanopeziza brunnea f. sp. 'multigermtubi' MB_m1, 648 nucleotides. The record is from RefSeq and is a predicted model, not a curated record. Lineage: Eukaryota; Fungi; Ascomycota; Leotiomycetes; Helotiales; Drepanopezizaceae.
AUGCUACCACUAUCGUGGGUUCUCUACCCAAUCUUGCUAGUCUUGGGCUUUCUGUUGAAUACAGCUCAAACUGAAGAAGUGACCCUCGGUUAUCGAACGGUUAGCCCGGAGGAAGCCGCAUUUACCAAUAUUUGGCGCAAACCUAGCCCUGAAAAUUUCGACGCCCCGUUGCCUCACCAGUUAGGUGACGACCAUUUUUACAUGACAAACGUAUCUCCUGGCGAGGCAUUUCUCCCUGAUGAUUGGUACUGUAUUAUCAAAGCGGAUGUUAAAGCUCUGAGUACUGUCGGCAAAAUAUGGAUUCCUGAAUACUACCCAGUGGCUAGACCAGGAGGACGUUUCAGACUGCGUAUGUUGUGGGGAAACCUCGAAAGACGCAUCGUAGACUACAUCCGGAUGUUCUUACCAAACCCCGAGAGGGCCUUACGCUUUUCAUGGGUUCAAUUUUUCAACGUUUUGCACGAACCGUUAUUGCAGAUGGUCAUUCCAACUCAAUUGCUAAGAGAAGAUACGUUGCGUUUAUGGGCUUAUUGCGUUCCUACAGCCGAAAUGAUGUUAAACUAUUCGAGAGUAACGGUUGAUUGGCCGACAUGGAAUAUUGAAGGAGAACCUGGGGAAGCACCUAUUUCAAUAGAACUAAUAGACUAG